This is a messenger RNA of Larimichthys crocea (large yellow croaker), 5328 nucleotides long. It is a transcript of the gene adgra1a, whose product is annotated as adhesion G protein-coupled receptor A1a. Gene Ontology annotation, biological process: cell surface receptor signaling pathway; G protein-coupled receptor signaling pathway. The record is from RefSeq and is a predicted model, not a curated record. The transcript has 6 exons. Gene Ontology annotation, molecular function: G protein-coupled receptor activity. The coding region runs from base 117 to 2117 and encodes 666 amino acids. NCBI's taxonomy places the organism in Eukaryota, Metazoa, Chordata, Actinopteri, Sciaenidae. Gene Ontology annotation, cellular component: plasma membrane; glutamatergic synapse; postsynaptic density.
CAUUCUCCUCCUCUCCAUGGAGCCGGAGGGAGCAGGGUAAGAGAGGGGGAGGCAGCAGGGAGAGACUCCGGGAGAGACCAGAGCUUCACACCUCAAGAGUAACUCCACUAAGGCUAAUGGAUUUGAAGAGAGUCCUGUCCUUCCCACCAUACCCCGGUGAUUACCUGCAUCCAGUGGUGUAUGCCUGCACAGCAGUCAUGCUGCUCUGUCUGCUUGUCUCCAUCAUGACCUAUAUUGUCCACCACAGUGUGAUCCGCAUCAGCAGGAAUGGCUGGCACACACUCCUCAACUUCCUCUUUCACACGGGGCUGACAUUUGGAGUUUUUGCCGGGGGCAUCAAUCAGAUCAACUUCCCUUUUGUGUGUCAAAUUGUUGGAAUCGUGCUCCACUAUGCCUCUUUGUCUACUAUGCUGUGGCUGACGUUUACUGCUAGAAACCUCUUUAAAGAUGUUUCCAAAGACCCACUUCGGACCAAGGACAGGAAUGGGCCGCCCCAGACUCGCACCAAACCAACUGUACUCAGAUUUUAUCUUGUAAGUGAUGGAAUCCCUCUCAUAAUUGUUGGAAUUACAGCAGCAUUUGGUAUGGAUAACUACGGCAGCAGGGAUGAUGCUUUGUAUUGUUGGAUGGCAUGGGAACCAAGCCUGGGAGGUUUCUAUGGCCCCAUGGGUCUUCUGGUCUUAGUCAUGUGUUUGUACUUCUUGUGCACCUACAUCCAACUGAAACGCCACCCAGAGAGGAAGUAUGAGCUGAGACUUCUGAGUGAGGAGCAGCAGCAGUUAUCAUCCAGUGAGUCAAACCAUCACUGCCACCCCGACACUGGGGGAGCUUCGGGGCUUGCUGGGGACUGUCCGCCAUUUGCAACUGGUGUGUCAGUUCUGGCCAAUGAGCACUCAUUUAAAUCUCAGCUCCGGGCCACAGCCUUCACUCUCUUUCUGUUCCUGGCUACCUGGGCUUUAGGAGCAUUGGCAGUAUCUCUGGGACACUUCCUGGAUAUGAUAUUCAGCUGCCUGUAUGGGGCUUUUUGUGUCACUCUAGGACUCUUCCUUCUCAUCCAGCACUGUGCCAAACGUGAUGAUGUAUGGCACCGCUGGUGGGCUUGUUGUCCAUCUAAGUCCAAGACCGAGGACAGGAAUGGAGAAGGACAGAGCCAGAGGCAAGAGCUCCAUCAGCCACACUGCCACCUGAGCUCCCCGUGCUCAGGCAAGCAGCCACUACUCUCUCCUCAACUUGUGCAGAGUUCUUACAACAAAAUGACACCCCCUCCACAGAGCCCCACACCCAAUCACACAGGUCCAUGCUGCGUAACCAUGUUGGGUCCCAUUUCCCCAACCCCCAUCUCACCUAUCACUGAGUCAGUAACCUCACCACGACCACAGACGCUUUCUGACGAGCUUCCUCGUCCAACUCUGCCUCUACAGAGCUGCCUUAAUAACAGAACAAAGUCACGCUCCUUCAAUCGUCCACGACCAUGCCUUCAGGACUACCGUUCUCACAUGAAUUCCAUUAGUAUGGAUGGGAGCAUGCAUAGCUCCCACUUGGACAGUCCUCAUGCUGCAUACCACUUUGAUGGCUCACCUCUAGUUUCCAACAGCCCACACCCAGACCUCCAGCUUCCCUGCCCCAGCCCUCACUUGGAUAAGCAGCUGGCUUCCUCUCACAGUUUGCAACGCCAGACCUCCUGUCACAGUGUACAAGACUCAAUGACUUCCUGCCGCAGCCACACACACAACAUGCAUGACAGCAUUACUUCCUGUCACAGUCUCCUCCAGCCCUCUCAUGGGGUCCACACCUGCCAGUGGCGCAUGUACAGUUCAGCUGAUCACUCUUCCAGUACAAGUUGCUGUGAGAAACCUGAUGCAUUCAAUUUACAAUAUCAGCAAGACCCCAACACAUACAGCUGCAUGUCAAAGAAAACUGACAAAGAAAAGGAUACUCUCUGCGUAGAGGUGGAGCAGCAAGGUUUCCCAAGAAAUACUCUGCCUCGACAGCACGCCACUGUCAACCGACGAGGCACCAUUGGCCGAAAUAGGAGCCUGCAAGAAGACAGUCUGUUUGGUUCUGAUGCCACAGGAAACAUACGAACUGGCCCAUGGAAGAAUGAAACCACCGUAUAGUUCUAUUAUGCUUGUACUUUCCACUCCAGCAGCCCUGUAAUUGAAUCGCCCCGUAAAUGUUUUGGUCUCAAUGCCUUCAGCUUUGUCCUUAAAGCAUAGGUUCAGUUUUCAGUGAGGCCUUCAGUCCUGAUGAUACUUCAGUACCCUUUAUGACAAACUUAUAUUCAAGUGUGUUACUAAUCGUUUUUUAUAAGAAACAUUCAAAUGCAAGAAAGGUUGAAUUAAUGUUGAAUAAAUUCUUUGCUCCAAGCAGUUUAAAGUUGCAAUCAGUAUUGUAUGUCUCUCUCAAGAGAGACUUUAGCUCAGUAGUUUAUUUUGGUCACAACAACAAAGUUGGGACCUUUUAUUCUAUGGAGUGUGUAUCAGCUGCUCCACAAUACUUCAAAUACAUACAGGUCAGGUAAAUGGAAUAAUCUUACUUAGAAGAAUUUACUGAUUAAAAACUUGGAAAACUAAUAGACCAAACUCAAUGUGCAUAAAUCUAUUUUCAAAAGAAUAUAUACCCAAUCUAAAUAGACCCACAAACAGACUAAGGAUAUAGGAUAGAGGUGAUGGAGAGUCCACUUGGAUCCCCUUAGGAAUCAGACAAAUUGAUAUACAAAAAUGAGACCUUCGACAACACCAUGGUACCUUAUCUGAUUAGACUGAGUACCAGACCCACCCGGCCCAGGAUCUCAGGUCCUGAGUUGGGUCUCAGUUACUAGAAACUGCAUUGACCUUGCCCUUGACCAAGAAACUAGAAUUACACCAUUGUCUGUAUCUGUUCAACCAACUAAUCAGUAUCCAUAUCUAUACUUGGACUGGUGGCGUAAACCAGACAUGGAUGGGACUGACAGAGGUUGCCAAUUUAAGUCUGAAAUUGAUAUGGGUUCAUCAAAAGUUGCUAUAUACUGUAUAUCAGAAAACUAUUUACAGAACAGCUUUAUUUUUUUAUAACGAUUAUUUAUUUAUUUAUUAUUAUAUAUAUUAAAGUUGUUUAUUAGAAAAUGCAUAAUGACAUAUUUCACUCUGAUGAUACAUUAUCGUUUUAGCCGAGUACUCGCUCAACUUAUAUUUGGACGACCUAAAACUGACAUCAAGAGGGAGAAAACACCAACACAGGUAGACAGAAAUUAAUGGACGGGCAUGGCCAAGAAGCGCAAUACAUCGAGUCAUUAAAUUAGACUGAAUAUAAUUUGAACCUGCCCUGUCUCAGGUCCCCAGUUGGGUCAAGAAUGCCAGAAAACAAGUCAAUCUGUAAAGACUUAUUUAAGAACUUAAACGGUGGUAAAAUAUUACUGUUUGCACCUUUAAAUACUUGGAUUAAUCAUUUAACAAAAACUAUAUUUGUUAAUGUUAUUACAUUUCUAAUAGCAUUGCUAGACACAAUAUAAAUUUAUGAGUGGUUACACGUGAAUCAGUGUGAGCAUGUGUUUUUUAUGUGCAACUGUGCAUGAGUAGGUACAUACAAAUGUGGUGUGUUUGUGCUCUAUGUGUUUAUGAUUAUGGAUCCGCCCUUGCAGAAUUUUGCAUUUAUUUACCUUGAUAAAAUUAAUUUAUGAAGCCUAUGAAGAUUUUCUAUGGAGACACUUUAUGUAUGCUGCCAAAUGGAGUCCAAUAGACUCUUGUCUGACAAAUAUUGCACUAGUAUGUACUACAGUAACCCUCACAUGGUGAGAUCAUAAUUCCAAAAAAAAAGUGCAAUGUGCUACAAAGCACAAACUCUGUAUAGUGCCAAAAUGAUGUGCCAGCUUUCACUGUGAUGAUGAGAAACUACACACAACUCAUUCUCAAUGAGUUUUUAGAGAUCAUACAGUUUGUAGCAUCAUACAAACUUGAACUCAGGUUUUCGAAAAUCAUCAGCAACCCUUUCAAGUCGUUCCAGAAACUUCCAUAUGUUUUCACCACUGAGUUGUUUCAUGACGCUACAUUAAUUAAAGCAGCUCAUUUUCUGUUUCAUAAAGCAGUUUAAAUGAGUCUGUGUGCCAGUGUGACAAGCCAUCAGUCAGACUGAAACAGUCUUCUACACUAACACACUUGUUUACUUCAUGCCUGAGAGAUGCGAAGACAGAUCAACCCCAUGACUGUGUUAAGUGUUGAGCUAAAGCCAGGAGGUGAUUAGCCUAGCUUAGCAUAAAGUUCAGGCCCCCUAAAGAGUUGUCAUGUUUACAUUUUGGUUUGUGUAUGGAUUGAAAAAAUAAAUGUGGCGUGUUAAUUAGUGAGCUAGAUCACCUCCUAGCACCAUACUAGGGCAGUGAAAGGUGUAUCAAAGGUGCAUCUUGGGAAUAGUAGUUUGACAAAAUAAUGUUAAGAGCUUUUAUCCCCGUCUCACAGCCUUCAUUAACAAAUUCAAACUGACCGCGAUAUGUAGUGAAUCAUAUUUGUGUCACCUUUUUGAGCACAUAAUGGGACAUGUUUAGCACAGAAAAAUAAUGAAAGCAGUUUUGUAGAGAAAUGUAAAGAAUUAUAUGCUGUGUUAUGCGUUCUCAGACUUUUGCUCAAAAUAUUCCAUAAUGCAUUUAGAAACAAGACACAAAUAUGAAGCCAGAAAGAUGCAGUUACAGAAAGAGCUAGAGAAAGUUAGGAUUAUUUUGUCAGGUCUGAUCCUGGGUCAGUUUUCUAGGAUUACUGAAAUCAGGCUUUUCACGGUGAGCCCUGCUUCUCCUAGUCAUCUUUAUAAAACAACUCUCUGGUUCAUGGUAUUUAUUGGCACAAGUGGAACAAGUGCAGAAGUCGCUCAGUAAAACUCAUCCAUACAUUUGAAUUUACUUCAUGGCGAUAAUCAGGCCUCCAUACCAGAACUAGUGUUACUUUAAAGAGUCAUAUCACUCUGUUAUACAGUGUAUAUUGUGAGUUAAACACAGAUGUUCACUUAUAUGUCAACAUAUCCCAGUUUGAUGUAGGCGUAGGUGUGAUCAUCUACGGACACUAACCCUGAGCCUGACGUUGAUGACUGUGUACAUGUGAUGUGUCGUCAUGUCCCACUGUUGCGACAGCUUAAGGCCUCAUCCCAGACCGAGGACCGGUUCACCUGUUAGUGUUGAAAUGACACUGAAGGAUGCUGUCCAAACAUGAAAACAUUUUAAUGUGACAUUUUUCAUUUCUCACUUCUAUUGUGGAUUUUUUCUUUUACACUCGGCAGUGUAAAGAAACAAUGUGACACCUUGUAAAACAAAGGGAGUACCAAUAUGAGCACUGUGUUGUCUGCACUAGAAAUAAAGAUUUACUGUGA